ACACCUCCACCUUCUUAUCUCUACUUCUGUUUCUGUCCAACGGUUUUCCUUUCCACCUGCAGUAGCAGGAGGAGGAUGUAUCUCUCGUGGCAACUGCCCACUACCCCCUUUAACCCCUUGUCAUUAUCAAUAAAACCCUACAAGUAUAUUCCCUCUGUUUCUUCUACUUUCUGUUGUCUUUCAAAUGGAGGAGAAAAGGUUAAUUCCACGAAAAAUGGAUAUGGUGGUGGUGGAGUUCAUGUGCCGAGACAGAAGUACAUCGCGAUUUCGAAAUCGGAGCUCUUAGACGCAAUUGUUACGAUGUUUGAUUCACGGAAAGAGAAAGAUGAAUUCCUUUUAAUGUCCUCGUGUCUAGACUCUAUCUUACAUGCAGAACAUAAAAGCAUUUUAGAGGAAAUGCGAACUGAUUAUGAUCUUACUCAUUCUGCUAAUCAUAAAUUAACCAAUCAUGAAGAUGCUACUUCUGAAGGAAAGGAUUUGACCAUUGACCUGUCAAACAUUUUAGGAUAUUCAACCAAAAAUAUAGAAACUUGUCAAGACAUUUCCAGAGUUCCAGUUGACACACGCUUCCAACGUGCUUUCAUUCAACUACUAUACAAUGCUGAAUUUGAAGAAUUAUCGGCUGCUGAUUUGAUGCUGACAUCAGCAUUAAAUACUGAUUAUCUACUCACUCUCCCAGUUUAUGUUGAUUGGAAGAAAGCAUCAGAGUCUAAAGCAAUCAUUUUCAGGAGAGGAUAUGCAACAGAGAGGCAGAAUGGUCUUUUAAUAGGUGAAAAACUGGAUUACUUGCAAUCCAAGCUUCUUCAAGCACUUUUCUUUGGUAUCUCUAAACCAUUAGGGAAAAUUGGCAUGUGGUUUGCUCAGGCAUUUGAAGAUAGCAUCAAGGGACAAGAUUUAGAGGUUUGGAUUAAAAGGGUGAAAGUUUGGUUGAAGGAAGUGUCUGUUUUUAGAAAAUCAUACAUAUUUGAUGAACAAAUGGGUGAUGAUGAUAUAAUAAAAGGGAAAGGGGUUGAGGAAAUGUCAGAUAAAGAGCUUCCCAUUUGGCUUGCUGCUCAAAGGGCUGUAGCUCGUUAUGAAGGAAUCUUGUCAUCAGCUGGGCCCCGUGGCAGGCUCUUGAGGAAAUUGCUGACGUGGACAGGACUUAUUCCCUCCUUGCCUGAAAAGAUAUUCAACCUUGACUCUCAUAUUACUGCAUCUGAAUCGUAUUUGAGACCAAUUUUCUUGUCAAGGAUAUCACUAAGUGACAUAUGGGAGCCUGCUUCAAGAAAAUUCUGUGAAAAUAAUCCAUGGAAAAUGUUGAAGACUGCUUUUUCAAUUUUUUUGUCAAGAACAGUCCUUCAGGAACCUGCAUUCCAGGAAUUGAUUUUGCUUUAUACAAAAGAAAUUGAGGAAAAGGAAAGCAUAGAUCAAACUCCAGUGUUACAGUUGAAGAUCUAUGAAAAGAUCCCUAUACCCGAUUUGCCAGUUAUUUUCCCUCACAAGAAGCUGUCUUUUCGCAUCUUGGACACGGUACGUUUGGAUGCUGCAUCAAUCUUGGGGCUAUUAGCUUACUUCAUAAACUACAAAUUUGAGGACAUAAAGUCAUCCCCAUCAGCAAUACUUCUAGAUGUGAUUGCAGCAAGUGCUCUUGUAAUAUAUUUGUCACGUAUAAUUCUGGGAUACAAACAGACAUGGGAUCGAUAUCAACUUUUGGUCAACAGGACACUUUAUGAAAAGACUCUAGCCAGUGGUUUUGGAUCUGUUCACUUUCUUCUGGAUGCUUCUGAACAGCAACAAUACAAGGAAGCCAUUUUGGCAUAUGCCAUUUUACUCAAAUCUGGGAGUACCCAGGCCACUUUUGCAGAUAGUGCUCGAGAUCAGUGUGAAAGAUUUAUGUACGAUGUGUUCAGAAAGAAGGUUGAAAUGCCGAUUGAUAAAGCUGUAAAUACAUUAAUGAGAUUGGAUCUUCUUAUAGAAAAAGAAGUUGGUGGAAGAGUAGGAUUACUACCAAUUCCUUGUUCCGAGGCCUACAUAAUCCUCAAACAACGUUGGAACAGUUUUGUUAGUUAAGUUUGUUCAUAAUUAGGUUAUACAGAUAAAGUAUAUGGGCCCACAGCCAACAUGGGAAAGGUAAAUCACAAUGUCCCUUGAUGUACACAUACUUUUCAUCUCCUUGUGAGUAUCACAAGGUCAAGCAUGCGGGAUUAUCAAUAGUUUUGUACAAUUAUGUCAUAAUGUUUGUUAGAGAUGUUAUUUAAAGUGUUUGUAUUUUUUUUCCCAAAGGUAUAUGU
Messenger RNA from Lactuca virosa, 2270 nucleotides. NCBI's taxonomy places the organism in Eukaryota, Viridiplantae, Streptophyta, Magnoliopsida, Asterales, Asteraceae. The record is from the annotation of a GenBank genome assembly.